UCAUACCGAAUUUACCGAUGAUCAUAGGCCCGAGGCGCAGCAGCUACCACCACCACCUCAGCCGCCGCCGUAGCCACGUCGCCCGUUAAACUUUUUGAAAAAAAAACAGAAACGGACCGGCCCGAGCGUUGUCGUUGUAAUAUUAUUGUUGAUAUUUUAUCGUAAUAACAUUAUAUCGCCCGACGGCGGCCGUCCGGUUCCGAGUUCUCUCGUCGUUUAGCCACCGAGUGUAGUUUUUUUCACGUUUUUAUUAUUCUCGCAAUCGUUUUUAUCGGCUCCACCUGCACCACCACCCGUGAGAAUCGUAAGCGACGGCGAUACGACGACGACGACGAUUGAACUCGCGGACGGUCGGUGUUGUCGCGGACGAAACGAUGUGUCGUUCGCCGGUCAUCGGUUUGUGGAGCAGCAGCAGUUGACGUUGUAAACACUCUUUAUAUUAAUCUACUCAAGACAUUAUAGUCAGUAUAUAACAGGUGUUAAAAUGAGUUCAUUCAAUGACAGAGCACCAAUCCAAGAAGUACCAUCACCAAUGACAAAUUUAGCUAAUUGUCUAGGAACAUCACUAACAGUCAGACGGAAACUAACAUUAUCUGAACCCAGUGAAACUCCAAAAAAAUGUUAUGAUAACGUUCUCCACGAUCACGACUUCAACGGCUCAUCAAAUACCAGAUUAUUCAAAGGAAGUUCAAAAAAUAUUAAUGAUAGUCCAACAUUCAAAUGUUUGAUGCUUCAAAAAAUGAUCAACAGUCCAGUUGAGAAAGAAAACACAACCAAGUGUUUGGAUACAUUUGCCUCUAAAUCAAUUUUAUCACCAUCCCAAUCAAGUCCAACUUUCUUGAUGCACAGUCGUAAUACAAGAGGUCGUCAUCCAUUAGAAGAUCAUGAUCCUAAUUCACAAGACAGUGGUUUUUUUUCAGUGCUCUCUGAAGAUUCCAGGUCAUUAACCAGAUUUGAACCUAAAACUGUAAUUGAAAAGAAAAAUUCAUCAUUAAAUGUUUCUCGGUCAGAUUCAAUUGUUUGUCACAAAGGAAUCCCAGAAAUAGAUGAUUCAUUUCUAGACAAUGUUAAUUCUCCAGCAAGAUUGUCUCAAGAUUCACUUCCCGGUGAAUUUAAUACUUUGAUCGAUGGAGAUAUUUUUGCCUUACAUUCGCCAAUAAUUAAACCUAUUGUCAGACGAAGAAAUCCUAAAUAUGAUUCAGAUACACCUCGAAAAGUUGAUUUAGUUUUUGGAGAAAUUAAUAACACUGAUGUUGUUGUGAAAAAACGUAAAUUAUUUAAUGAAUUUGAGUGUCCUUCUGAGAAAUCAAUUGUAUCCAAAAGGUUAAAGCCUAAUGUUGAUCUAUCGAUGUCAUUUGAUUCUCCAAGAUUAGACACUGGAAAUACUUCCUUAACUGCUCCUGUAUCGUACAAGAAAACUACACUUUUUGAUUAUGGAUUUUACAAAAAUAGUGUUUCUAAGCUCCGAAGAUCAUUUUCAACUAAUGAAGCCACAAUAAAAGCUGCAUUUGAGAAAGAGGAUAAUGUAUCAAAUUUAAUUGGUGACUUCAGUCAAUCAUUUAUAUUGCCUUUGUUAUCACUUGGCCGUCAUGCAGAUCUCCGUAGUAUAUCUCCUGAUACAUUAGCUCAUUUAUUGGAGGGCACAUUCAAUGAUUGUAUCGAUUCCUAUCUGAUAAUAGAUUGCAGAUAUCCCUAUGAAUAUGAAGGUGGUCAUAUAAGAGGAGCAAUCAACAUAUUUACUAAAGAACAACUAAUUAAAGAUUAUACUGAAGACAAGUUGGGUAAAAAAUCUCAUAAAACUGAUAAAAUUAAUGUGAAGAGAAAUGUUUUGAUAUUUCACUGUGAAUUUUCAUCGGAAAGAGGCCCAAGUCUGUCACGAUACCUACGUAAUGCAGAUAGACAAAAGAACAGUAUGUGCUAUCCUUAUUUGGACUAUCCAGAAAUGUAUUUGCUUGAUGGUGGGUACUGUAAAUUUUACAGUCAACACAGUCGUUUAUGUGUGCCGUCUAGCUAUCGGUCAAUGUAUGAUCCUGCCCACACCUCAGAAUUAAGAAAGUUCAGGUCCAAAUCAAAAACAUGGGCUUGUCACAAUGAGGCAACGUCAAGAUUAGCAGGCAAAAACACACUCAAACGAUUGGGUUUUAAUUAAUCGCUUUUGAGUGUUCUUUUAUGUAAAUAGUGUUGACAUUUUUUUUUUUUAUUGAUUUGUAUUUGAAUAUUUUUUUUUGCGUUUUAUUUUUAUUCUUUUUAACCACUUAACCAUAUUUUUUUCUAUUUUAAAACUGAUUUGUUUAAGUAUUAAAUUAGAUCCCAGUGCAAUUUUAUAUAACUUUUGUGAUGCUAUAUUAUAGUAAAAGCACUGUUAGCUAAGUUUCCAAAAAAAAACAUUUAAUUUUUAUCAUUUAAUCAUCACCUAUUGUGGUUUUAAUUAUUUGAUAUAGAUCGUUAAUAUAAAAUCAAAUACAUAUAGUUUAUUAUGUACGUGUGUUUGUGUGAUUUUAAUAUAUUUGCUAAGUGCAAUGUGAUUCAUAUAGAAUAUUAAACUUAAAAAAAAAAAAACAAUGUUAGUAGGUGUGUUAACAUUAAAAAAAAAAAAGACUUGUAGGAUUAAUUUUAUUUUUUACAAUGCAUUAUUAAAAUAACUAAGAUAUAAGUGAAUGAAAAUCAAUUGAGUGUGUUCUUUUUAUAAUUUUUUUUUUUUUUAAUUUCGCUUCGCCCAUGUUGUGUUCUACAUUUUUAUGUGUAGUUAGUAAAAUGUGUAUAUACUCGUAGUAAAGCUAAGUAUUUAAAAAAAUUUGUAGUAUUUAUUUUAUUUAUUUUUUCAUAUUUUGUCUGAAAUAUUAAUAGUUAUGAGAUCAUACGUACAUUAUAUUAUAUUUUAAUAUAUUUAUCUAUGUCAUCGGC
Molecule: messenger RNA, 2904 nt
Organism: Metopolophium dirhodum (rose-grain aphid)
Lineage: Eukaryota; Metazoa; Arthropoda; Insecta; Hemiptera; Aphididae
Product: M-phase inducer phosphatase 3-like
Exons: 11
Coding region: 485-2149 (554 amino acids)
Biological process (GO): G2/M transition of mitotic cell cycle; positive regulation of G2/MI transition of meiotic cell cycle; protein dephosphorylation
Cellular component (GO): nucleus; cytoplasm
Molecular function (GO): protein tyrosine phosphatase activity
Source: RefSeq, a predicted model, not a curated record